This is a messenger RNA of Rhagoletis pomonella (apple maggot), 6443 nucleotides long. RefSeq names its product mucin-17-like. The coding region runs from base 248 to 4453 and encodes 1401 amino acids. Gene Ontology annotation, cellular component: nucleoplasm. Lineage: Eukaryota; Metazoa; Arthropoda; Insecta; Diptera; Tephritidae. Gene Ontology annotation, biological process: regulation of DNA-templated transcription. The transcript has 6 exons. The record is from RefSeq and is a predicted model, not a curated record.
UAAUUUUCCACACCAUCCCUACAAUGCAUUUCGACGUUUCCAAACAUUUCCAUUUUGACAUUUUUUGUACUGUACUGCCUUUUUUUUGACAAAUAAACAUUAAUGGCUGCCAAUCUCGAAUGAAGAAGCAGCAUCAGUGAAUUUUUCGCUCCAAUUUGCAAAAACUUUUGAGAAAAUUGUUUUCCAAAAUCGAGUGUGUGUUUAAAAACAAUUUGCAAAAACGCAGCGUGGAUAAUAUUCGUGCAGGAUGUGGCCGCAAGCGUUGCAAAUGACUAGAGACGAGUGUCGGGGCAUGUUGAGAAGACUUGAGCUGGAAUCAUAUUCGCAUGUGAUUAGUGUGUUUCGCGCUCAGGGUGGCCUCAGCGAAAACAAGGCCAAACUUCUUGAGGAGUUGCGUGGCAUAUUUCACAUCUCGCAAGAGCGUCAUCGUGCUGAAGCUCGUCGUGUUGCAAACGAUGAACAAUUGUGUACCAUUGCAGAAGCAAUUUCUGGUCCAAACACAUGGCAGGAAUGGUCGCGAGAAGGACGUCGUUCGUAUCCGAUGUUGCCGCGUGUGGCGCCACAAACAGCGCUCGCCUUAAUUGCUAAUAAUGUGGCCGCAGAGACAUCUUCUGAAAAUGCUAAACUACCUUAUCCUACUGAUACGGCAGCUGCUGCUGCUGCUGAAAAUGCCAAUACCGCAAAUGCAAUUGCUGAGCGCGAUGGUGUGGAGGCUUGGGAAACAAAACGAGAAGUCUAUGUGGUCACUGAUGAUCCUUUCAAAAUGCCAGAUAUUCCAUCCGGCAAUAAGAAAAACCUGAAGCGUAACAUAUCCGACUGCCACACUGGCAGCAACAAGAAACGCAUCGUUAGCGAUUCUUCGCCCAGUAAACAGCAGCAUCAAAAGCAAUUCCAUCACAUAACAGCAAAUAGUUCUCAGCCAACUUCACCCAGCAGCGGCGCAAGCAAUAUUCGCAAAUUAUAUCACAACCAUAACAGCAAAUCCCCACAGCAUCGUUUGAAUCAACCACAAAUGCCAAAACAAAAACUGGCAACGAAAAAAUUCCCCGUGGCAGCCGGACAAAAUGUUUCAUUGCCUGUAACGCCUGGGAAGCGUCAGGCGACACCAGCUAAAAGUGGCCGAAAAUCGAACUCUAAAAUGCAAGAACAAAAACAACAACAGCAAAUACUGCAACAACAACAACAUCAACAUUUGCUGCCGCAAACAGCCAUUCGCAAUAUUUCACAUGUGGUAGGUGAGGGCGCAGAUGAGUUGAAUAACGAACAGAAUUACGCACAGCCACAAAUUGCUGCUUCGAAGAAGGAUAUAACCAAGAAUCUGACAAAAUUACAAUUGCCAAAUGUUAUUACUUCCCCUGUAUUGUCGGCGGGGCCGGCGAGCGCAGUUUCACCAACCGUGAUAGCGCCAACAACAGCGUCCGGCACACCAUUAUCUAUGAAUGCUAGCGCUACACGUAUUGAUGCUCAUCACAUGACUGCUGCCACAUCACCACCUGUGGGCAGCGGUGGUAGCGCAGCAAUUACUAUUCCAACAAUGGUGCAUAGCAGAGGAGAGAAGCAACUUAUUUCAACACCUGUGCAAAAGAUUAUACUUGAAGAUCGUCUGCCACCACAACAACCACCAAGUUUGAUAGGCUCCUCAUCAGCAGCAGCAGCAUCAGUUGCGUCCGGGGUUGUAGUAUCAACAGCGUCCACAUUACCAAUGCAAUCGAUAUCCGCACCGCAGAUAAUGACAUUGCCGCAAAUAUCAGCCGCUGCAACGAAAUUGCGUGCAGUCAAUACAACUAUUAUACCACCCGGCACCAAGCUUCCCACAAAAAAGUUUACAAAUUCUACAUUUAUCAGUGCUACUGGUAUAGGUACGCAUGGCAAUGAGGGCAACACGACAUCCGCCGGACAGGUGUUUAGCAUAAUUGAAGGCAAUAAUAAUCCGACUAAUUCACAAACUUUGCCUGCUGUGCCGACGCAUACGCCUCCGGCAGUCAUACAAAUUCAAAGCACAAAUAGCGCAAGCAUAGCCCACGAGGGUACUGCAACAGCAACAGCAACAUCGACACCUACACCGGCACAAGGUAAAGUGUUGACCACAAAAAUAUUGCCAGUUGUGCUUAGUGGUGCCGGUACUGUGGUGGCAGGUGGUGGUGGUGCUAACGCUGGUGGCAGCGUAAGCGUCGGCGGCAAUACCGUCAAUAUUACGAAAAUUGAAACGCUCAAUAAUGGCGCCACGCUUGUAAGUGCCGGCAGCGGAAGUGGUCCGAAUGUUUCGUUGAAAAAUAUGGGCUCAACACUACUGCUCUCACCCAAUCAAAGCAGUGGCACUGCUGGCAGUACACUGUUCUCAUCACUAACUUCGGGUGCUCCGAUCUUCCGCAAAUCACAGUUUAUCAAAGCGGGCACAAUUGGCGUGAACACUAGCAGCGUCGGAAAGCUUUCUGGCACCUUUACUACUUCCAAUUCUGGUCCCCAAAUCAUAAGCAACAUCAAGUUGGCACCAGCAAAUGCCACUACAAGUGCUACUUCCAUCAGCAGUUCGGGUCUACAGCAGCAACAAUUGACAACAACAUCACCUUUCUUACAACAUCAACUAAAGAAUAUAUCAACGACUGGCAUACGAACCCCCGUAAAAAUAUGCCAUUCAUCAAAUGGAAAAGUGUUCAUACAACCUGCCACUUUGGAUGCGGCUUCCAAAGGCAAAUUACAAAGCGCUGUUUCACAUAAACUCUUAUCCAACGCAGUUGUGGGCACUAGCAACACAGGUGCAGGCACGUCAGCGACAAAUCAACCACAGCGUAUUGCUAUACAGAAAGUGCAAAUCAUACCGGCACCACUGAAUUCGCCUGGCAAUUUAACUGGUUCUUUCCACACGGCCCACACGCAAUCAAUCGCAACAACAAGUACUCUUACCUUUAGUGGCAAUAAAGGCAAUAUGAUAUUUGUGCCAUCGGCUGGUGGACGCCCAACAUCAGGCACCUUAACGUUGUCGAAAAGUGCGAGUGUUGGUAGUGGUAUUGUUGCUAGCAAAGUGCAGCCAACCACCCAGAACUCAGAUGCAGGGAAACCAAAUGUAGUAAUAAUUGGUUCGUCGCCAGCACAAUUAAGCUCAAGUACUUCAAAUAAGACAAAAACUUUCAUUGAAGCUGCCAACAAGUUGAAUGUAGCCUCAUCGGUGUCUGCCGGCAAUGCCAGUGCAAUACAAUUGGAACACAAUCAAAUGAUUACCGAAGAUACUCCAGUUGAUAUUCUUAAUAUGCCAAUUAUAGUUGAUAGUGGCGAUGGUACCAAUAUCACAAUGGGCAAUAAUAUCGGCGAUACAGUUACGGUAUUGCCAACAUCGCUCGUCGAGAGUGCACAGCAACAGCAACCGUCCACAAUAAUUUUGGGUGCUACCGAUUGGGAAAUGGAAUUGGAUCAGGCAACUGCAGUUGCAGCAGCAACAAAAGCAGCCUCAAAACGCUCAGAACAUCAUCGGCGGUCAAGUAGCCCUACUGGCAAACAGCAUAGUUCACAAAAGCAACAGCAAAUGCAUGACAAUGAAUCGAUUGAUGGUGAAACCAUUAUUAUCGAUGAUAGUUUCGAGGAUGUUAUUGUAGAAGAGCAGGAGGAUGGUGAUACUGAUGCUGGUACUGAGACCGAAGGCACAAUCGACGACGGUGAAAUAGACGAAGGAGAAACAGGCGAGGAUACAGCCGGCGAAGAGGGUCAAGAAAUGACCGAAAAAGCAUACACAAUCUUUAGUGGCACUGAAAGUGAAAGUGAAGUGUUAACAACAACAAAACCAAGAGACACGGUAAAAUUAAAAGUCGGACGCAUGCAGAAAAUAUAUAACAACACCACUGCCACCGCCACUGUAAUCACAGAUGAUGAUGAACCUAUAGAAGUGAUUGACGAUGAUGAAGACGACCAUGAAGCGACUGUGGUUGGCAGACAGAAAAAGUACACCAAAAGUACACAGCAGGAAAGUGAAAAGGGGCAGAGAAUAAUGAAAGUAGCAAAUGCAAACAACGAAAGCAGAAAUAAUAAUUCGGCUAAUGCUGAAUGUGACACAGAUGCAGGAUUUGACGAGACAAUUGUUGCCGACAUUGAUGAAAACACCGCUGUCGAAUAUAUCGAAGACGAUAAUACAUACGCAACGCAUAAACAUGAAAAAAGUAGGGUUAACGUUUUAGAUGUCACGCGCCCAACUACCACAAAGGUGCAACUGGUGAAGGAGAGUGAAGUAAUCUUGCUCGACGAAAAUGAUGGCACAGCGCCAACAGCAACAACAACGCUUGCCACAGCAACUGUAACAGCAACAGACGAUGCUGCCGUAGAAGAAGAAAUCGUAGUCGAGUCUGAAGACACGGCGAAGGUGCUUAGCGGUAGUGGUGCCUCGACUACGUUAAAUGUUGCUCCGUCAAAAUCAGCAGCAGUCGCUACUAGCAGUGGCAGUGACACGUCGUCGGGCAUACAAUAGAUAAACUAAGCUACAAUUAACUGCAAGUGGCAUGCCUAGGUACUGACGCAUAUUUUUUUACGGACUUCUUGAUUUUAAAUACACAUAUAGCAAUAGAAAGAAAUGGUAGUGAGAAAGUGUGUGGCGCAGGCAAAGGGUAAUAGUUAAACAAGUAACAAAUUUAAACAGGUAAUUUUGAAACACAUUUUGGAAAAUAAAUGUAGCAUUAGUGCACUCGUAUGGGAGUGGUUGUGAAAGAAAAACGGUAGUGGUAAAUAGCCACAACAUAGAAUUACAGCUAUGGGUGAAGUAAAGUAAAUAAAGAUUGUUUAAUAAAGGACAGCAGACUUAGUUAAUGUGAAAGCUAUAAAAAAGGGAAAUAAUGCAUUAGCAAGAUAUUUAAAGAAUACUAUUACUAACUCAAGUAGGUUGGAUUAUAGUUUAUAACUUAUUUACAGUUUGAUUGAAAAUAACGUUUUUAAAAUGAUUUGUUUUAAAUAAAUUAUAUUUCUUUUGUAAAAUUAUGUAGUGUAAGUAAUCUAGUGUAAAUUAAGUACUCACAUGUUUUUUUAUGCGCACCCACGACGAAAACCUUAAUACAAUUGAAUUCGUAUAUAGUACUAGUAGAGAUAAGUACCAGUGGGGGAAUAAAACAACUAAGUUUUAUUUUCUAAGAUGUACAUAGUAGUGUUAUGUUUAGGUUGUAGAUGAGCUUCAUAAAUCAUUUGUGAAAUAUUUGGGCAGGAAAAACAACAACAAUGACAUCAGCGGCAGCACAUUUUUCUCGAUGAACGUUGAGUUUAAUGCAGGCGCAGGUUGUAUAUACAUAAAUGUAUUUUGCAUGUAUCCAAGUUUUUCACUGCAUAGUUUUUAAUGAAAGCUUGUAUAAAUAUACUUAUUUUCAAAAGAAAAGUUUAAAAUAAACACAUUCAUACAUACAUUCAUACAUCAUUUGUUCGUAUACUAACAAAACAAAAAUUGUUAAAUUAGUUACUUACGCAUGCACGCACUUGUGUACAUAAAUAUGUCAUAUACAAACACAUGUAUAUACAUACAUACAUGCAUACAUACAUACAUAUGUACAUACAUACAUUAAAAAUUGUUUAAAGCACCGCAAUUCACAGCGAGAUUAUAGGUUAGUAGUUGGGAUUUCUUCCAAUAUUUUUUCUAACGCAUAAAUUACUUUACAACCGACUCGCAAACAAUUUAACGUUUAAUAGAGUUAGUGUAUACGUAUGUAUUUAAGGUUGAGCAACGGCGUGUAAAGUAUAUAUAAAUAAAUGCAAUAAAGCUUGCAGCAGUGAACAGUAGAACAGUUGCACAGGACUUUGUGUUUAGUAAUAAAUGAGAUCAUUUAAAACGUUUUGCUUCUUUUGCUAAUUAGCUUAGUAUAGUAAGCAAUAAGAAUAAUAGAGUAACAAGUUCAAAUUACAAAAUUUUAGUAGCCUAUUAAACAAACACAGUCAUUUUCACUUGGAAACUACCAACGCAAAUUCUCUUUUGAACUUUGAAUUAAAAAAUUUAUAAAUAAUUUGAUUUAAUUACUAGUAUGUAUUUAGCCAUGCCAGCUACGACCAAACUAGUGGAGAGAUUCUGUAACCAGUUAGCGAACAUUUUCGAAUCGCUAUCGUAACUUGCCCCCGCCGUUUGUUAUGAAUGUCAAAAGUUGCGAUCCGAAAAUUGCACUAACUGAUUACAGAAUCUGCCCACCGCUCUUUCUACACAAUAUGCAUCCAAUCAUUUUUCAUACCUAUUUCAGCACAGAAUUUUUCUAACAAUCUAAGAUAAUGCCUGAAUUCAUAAACUUAAAAUUCUUGACUAACUCAACAAAAAAAAUUAAAAAAAAAUACUAUUCUUUAUUUGCGUUCUCAUUUAAAACUAAGCAAUUAGCAGCUAUGAUUUAAAAAGCGCAAAUCACAAAGUAACACAAUUACUAGACUAACGUUCAUAUGUACAGUUAAAUAAUAAUAAAAAAAAGAAAACAGAAAACUAUGUAAAAAAAGGACAAAAA